This is a messenger RNA of Cylas formicarius (sweet potato weevil), 1712 nucleotides long. RefSeq names its product para-nitrobenzyl esterase-like. The record is from RefSeq and is a predicted model, not a curated record. The coding region runs from base 39 to 1658 and encodes 539 amino acids. The transcript has 9 exons. Lineage: Eukaryota; Metazoa; Arthropoda; Insecta; Coleoptera; Brentidae.
AUGUAAUGUAAAUCGAGGCUUAAAAAUUAAAAUAAAAAAUGCAUUGUCUGUUAUUACUUGGGAUUGGAACCAUUUCAUUUGCGUAUGCCGAUCUAUUGGUCGAUCUUCCAGAUGGCACGAUCCUUGGACGAGAAAUUAAAUCCGGAGUCUACAGUUACUACGCCUAUCGGGGAAUUCCAUAUGCGACCCCUCCGCUAGGGAAUUUUAGAUUCCAGGCACCGAUACCGAAUAAGCCAUGGGAAGGCACACUGGAAGCUACCGAACACAGAAGUUGCUGUAUUGCGAUGACCAUAUUUACCGAAUUAACAAAACAAAGCGAAGAUUGUUUAUUUCUCAAUGUUUACACUCCUGCGAGAAAAAUUACAGAGAAAUUACCUGUCAUGUUCUGGAUACACGGGGGAGGAUUUAAGGCAGGAUGUGGAAAUGAUGAUCUGUAUGAUCCGUAUGCACUGACGAAUGAAGACGUUAUUGUGAUCACGAUUAAUUAUCGUUUAGGAAUAUUUGGUUUUUUGUCUACCGAGGACAAUGUUAUUUUGGGCAACGCGGGAUUAAAAGAUCAGCUAUUGGCUAUGAAAUGGACACAAAAAAAUAUCGAGUUCUUCGGUGGAGAUCCAAAGAAGGUUACCAUAUUCGGUGAGAGUGCUGGCGGUAUGUCUGUUGGGGCACACAUAGUGAGCGAGAAAUCGUCUGGGUUAUAUAGAGCCGCUAUUUGUCAGAGCGGCUGUUCGUUGACGAAAACGAGUUUCACAUCUCAAAGUAAUCCCAGAAAAGCAGCUUACGAAAUCGCCAGGGCCAUAGAUCUCAUGAUUUCCGAACACAACACGACGAUAGAAAUUCGAGACUUUUUUCUAAAUCAGUCAGCUAAUGUUCUCACGGAAGCUUUUAAUGUAAAUUCGGAAUCAGGACCGGUAAUUGAAGUGGAACAUAAAGACGCCUAUAUGAGUCAACUAAGUUACGACCUCGUGAAACGUGGCAACAUCAAUCGAGUUCCACUGAUUAUAGGAACAACAUCGGAAGAAUCAGUUACAGUUCUGCGAAUGAUUCCUGGAAUUCUUGCACUUUUCUCCUUGGGUUAUGAUAUGAAUCCAAGAAUAAUAAUACCGCCAAACCUGAAGCCAAAACCUGGUACAAAUUUGGACCUACUUGCGAGUAAAAUCAAAAGUGUAUACGCUGGUAACGGGACAUUCCUAGGAAACACCUCUACAUUUAUUGAGUAUGCGAGCGAUACCUUGUUCAUGAGAUCCACCAUAAAGCAAGUUGAGCUUCAAUCCAAGUACACCCCUGUGUAUUUUUAUGAAUUCUCGUAUUUCGGAGCCGUAAGCCAUGGCAUAGUAGAAGGUGUCGGUAAAGUAGGACAUGGUGAAGAUGUGUACUAUCUUUUCAAUACGACUGGACAUGAAUUGACUACGAGAGGAGAGUUUUUAAUUAGACGGAAAAUGGCCAGGCUGUGGACCAACUUCGCGAAGACUCUAAACCCCACCCCGAAUCCAGCGGAUAGCUUGCUCAAAGUAAGAUGGCCUCGAGUGUCUAGACUCAAUAUGCCAUAUCUAGAUAUAGGCGAGGCUAUUCAAGUUAAAUACGGUAAAAAAAAGAAAGAAAUGGCAAUGUGGAAUGAGGUAUAUUACGUAUAUGGACAGCAACCUUUUGACGGAUUCUAAUUACAUGGAAAUACAGACACACCAUCAUUAUAAUUAUAUUAUAUGUUUCAAUAA